GGUCAAACGAGACACCUCCUAGCGCAUCCUUACAGCUACGAACAAACCUAAGGAAAAAUGGUAUAAAAGGAAAUGGUUCAGAUAGAAAAGCAUCAAGACCAACCUGACAAUCUUCAUAGAGAAAAAAUACUGUUCAGAAAUAAGCAGCAGGCAGUGGUCAAUGCUGAACAACAGUCUUGGUGAAAACUACAGCUGAACACAAGAACAUUCCAGAUUUAAGCACAACAGGCAUGAGCAUCGUACUAUCCCCAGUGUGCAGCCAAGAGCUGGAUGCCGUAACAUCAGAUGCAUCUCCUAUGAUCACAAAUAUGACCCCUCUUGAAGAGCCAGAGGAUGAGGGAAGGAUGAAGGAACUUGACACUAUGCUGCGCUAUGAGAAACCACCACCACUUCACACUGGAGCAGACUGGAAAGUUGUCCUUCACUUGCCGGAAAUAGAAACAUGGCUUCGUAUGACGUCAGAGCGGGUUCGAGAUCUCACUUACUCUGUACAGCAGGAUACAGGGAAUAGACAUGUAGACGUUCACCUGGUACAACUAAAGGAUAUCUGUGAAGAUAUUUCAGAUCAUGUGGAGCUGAUCCAUGCCCUAUUAGAGACAGAAAUUUCACUGAAGCUUCUCUCCUACUCAGUCAAUAUCCUUGUAGACAUCCACACUGUUCAACUUUUGUGGCACCAGCUGCGUGUGUCAGUUCUUGUGCUUCGUGAGAGAAUUCUUCAGGGUCUUCAGGAUUCAAACGGAAACUACACAAGACAGACUGACAUUCUUCAGGCUUUUGGAGAGGACAGAAAAGAGACCUGUUUGGACACUCUGACUGAAGUUGAUGAUGCAGGUCAGCUGACCAUUAAAUGUUCUCAAGACUACUUCUCUUUGGAUUGUGGUAUCACUGCCUUUGAACUGUCUGGCUACAGUCCUAGUGAAGACGCGUCCGGUGGCCCGGAGGCCACCAUGACCUCCAGUUCAGCUGCCAAGGCUAAACCAAAACCGAUUGAGCAGUGGAACAGUGCUGACCUGGAAAAAGGCUUUCCAGAGUUGGUUGAUAGCGUGGGGCUACUUUCUGUAGCAAAUGAUCAUUCCACUUCCAGGCAGGAAGAAAUUAAGGCAAAUGAUGAAAGUCAUAUGACACGCACAGUUCAUCAAACCUUGGUACAGGACAACAAAGGCACAGCAAAAUCCAAGUUGUCACCCACAUCAACAAAUCAACCGGCCCUACCACAAAGUCCUCCAAUGGAGUGUGCAAGAACCCAAAAAGAAAUUAGAAACUCCAUACAGAAGGUAUUUUCUGACACUAAUACUGAUGUCUCCGAACCCAAAAGACAUGUCCAAGUGCAUUCUUCUAAUGCAAAUAGUAACCAAUGUGAAAACACAAUACCAAAAAGACCAAUUAAAGAUUGUUUCAAUUAUAAUGCAGAGUCUCCGACACAACCUUCCUUACCCAAAAGAGCUUUGUAUCUAAAUGAAAUUUCUAAAGACGAUCUGGAGGUUAGCUGCUGCAGAGUUUCACCUUCUAUUCUCCUGCACAAGGCAGAAAUGAGCAGAAGUACACCAUCUCUUUUUGAUCAUCCUGACAGGUCUAGACUUUGGCUCGACUUAGAUUCAUCCUACCCAAGCUCUGCAAAUGCUGCUGUCAGUUACUCUUGUGAUGAGUUAAACAAAACAAAUGGUACAGAUAAUGGAUUCUCAAGUUCUUCUUCUCAAUGUAAUUUACAAAAGACCACGUUAGAUCGAAAUAAAGCCAAUGAACAAUAUCAAAGAAAGUCUCCAGCUAUUUGGAAAUCAUGCGACUUUCAUGAUCUUAGGCAAUCUAACAAAGAGUCUACAAGAAGCCCCACAUCACAUGAUAGAGAACCUUUAGUGCAAAAUAUCAAUUCUGAGCAAAAUACACAAAGUGGCGUUUCCUUAUUCCCCGGACAGACAUCCCCAUAUCAGAAGCAACUAGAUACCACAGAUAAACUGAAGAAUUUCUAUCCGUGUUGUCCUCCACAUACAAAAAUACCGACUGGUGAGAAUAACAAUAGUUCUGACUCAUUUACUGUAAAGUGUGAGGACAGUUAUGAACCAACAAAUAUUUCCUCAUGGCAUCAAGAUGAGGACUUUUGUAGUGAGAAUAAGAAGCAGCCACCUAUUAGUCAGAGCUCCUCUGAAUCAACGCCUGCACCAUUGCCUUUACAUGUGCCACAUAAUGAGACCAGGAUAGACUCUCCUGGCUUUAUCCCCACUCUAUCUUUGCUACAACAGCAACCAAGGACACAAAAUAGUUCAAGCCAAAAUAAAACUACUGAAAAUGAUAAAGCUGACAUUUGGUUUGGUUCGAAUGAGUAUUUGGCUCUUCCAUCUCACCUGAAGGAAACUGAAGGGUUAACUUUGAAGCUAGAGAAUUUGACAAAGCUAUUGUCACAUCAAUCUACAGGCGAAACACUUGAAAACAUUGAAGAUUGGGAGCUGUCAGAAGCAAAUUCUGUGAAUGAGAUAAUUCCAUCAAUUCACAAUGAAAACAGGGAAUGCCACCCUAAAACUGGAACUAUAUCCCCAUUUUCCUCAAGUGAUGUUGCUUCCUCCUUAGAUGACAGCAUUGAGUCAGGUCCACUCAGCAACAUCCUGUCAGAUGAUGAGUCAUCAAUAGCAGACAUAACUACUAAACACUACACUACAACCCAAUUCUCACAUCCUUGGUUAACACAGAUGCCAAAGAAAGCCUUGGAUGGGACUUCUCCUAAGUCAACUCUGGUUCGACAGCUUCAGCAGGAUAUUCAGCAGAAACAGAAUAACAAUGACGUAUGGGAAAAAAUUGAGGGUUUUGUAAAUAAGCUUGAUGAAUUGAUUCAUUGGUUGUUUGAAGCCAUGGAAACAACUGAAAACUGGACACCUCCAAAAGCUGAUACAUGCAGUCUGAAGCUUUAUCUGGAAACCCAUUUGUGUUUUAAACUCAAUGUAGAUAGUCACUGUGCGCUAAAAGAUGCCGUGGUAGAAGAAGGCCAGCAACUUCUGGAGCUUAUUGAAUCGCACAAAUCAGCUCAGAUGAAAUAUCCUGAACUGGUGAGACAAAGGGAGGGAUUGAGUAUGAUGGACCUGGAUGGAAAAGCAGUUAAUGGUGAUGAAGGAGCAAGAGAAAUGGUGAAGUGCCUGCAGGCUAAAAAAGGAGAAAUACAGCUUAUCAACUUAGAGACCAGGAGAGAUGCUGUGGAACAGAUGUCAUUGAAGCUUUAUAGCGAGCAGUACACAAGUCACAACAAUAGAAAACAAGAAUUUGCUGCAAUGUCAAAAGUCAAUCGGGUAGAUACUUACAGCCUUCUGGACUUUGAAUCGGAGUACCAGGAGCUCUGGGAUUGGCUGAUUGACAUGGAAUCCAUAGUGAUGGACAGCCAUGACCUGAUGAUGUCAGAAGAGCAGCAGCAGCAUCUUUACAAGGGAUACAACAUGGAAAUGUCAAUGUGGCUUCCUAAGAAACUACAUUUGCUAAAGAAGGUUGCAUCUCUGAGAGAAGCUGGUCACUCAUUACCCAGUGAAAUUCUUGAAAAGGUAGAGGGAAUUAAAGACAAAUGGCACCUGUUAGAGAGAACGCUCAGAGAGAAAACCCAGCACACAGUAAUGGGCCCGAGUGGGGCAGGAACAUGUGAUCUUCUGUCACCUGAAAGUAGUAGCCUGGUGAGGCAGCUGGAGGUCAGGAUCAAAGAGCUUAAAUGUUGGAUGAGAGAUACAGAGCUUUUCAUCUUUAAUUCCUGCCUGCUCCAAGAAAAAGAAGGGACAACGGAGGUCCAGAAAAAACUGCAGCAUUUUAAGUCACUGUGUACUGAAAUUAAACAACGUCGACGUGGCAUAAUAUCCGUAUUACGAUUAUGCCAACGACUCGUCGAUGACACAGAUGCCAGCUGUUCAGAAGCUGAUCGUCAGUCAAUGCAACUUAUUAUUGUGAACUUGGAGAGAAGAUGGGAAGCCAUAAUAAUGCAAGCUGUCCAGUGGCAGAACAGACUGCAAAAACAACUAGGAAAUGAAGAGGACUCCUUAAGUUGUGUUGAACCUGGUCUAAUGGAUCUGAAUAUUUUGCUUGAAGAUUCACUGGAAUGGGAUGAAAUGGACAUGAGUAACAAUCUGAUUGGUAUCCAAGAUGAAACAGUUGAUACUGCAUUUGAGGAAAAGGACGUAUCAAAAUUCUCACCUAGACCCAUCAAUAAUCUUAGUGAUGAACUUAUGCUAGAUCAAUAUACCAACGGCCCUGGAGAAUCACUGUAUAGCCCUGGUGAAGUUCCUUCUUCCUGUCCAGUUAUCUAUCAGGUCUAUACCCAACAUAAUAUACAACUCCCUGGGAAAGUUGAUACACCAUUCUUCAAGAAUGCCUCAAUUUUUCCCAGUUCAAAGAAUUUAGUAAGGAGUGCAAGUAAAGAUUCCUCUCUUUCGUCUGAUGACUCUUUGCCAGAGCUACUGGAUGAGUUAAGUCCAUUAAAAAAGGGCAAACCAAUAUCACUGAAACUUGAGAGUGAGAACGAAAUAGUCAGUGAAGAUGAUGCAGAAACUACAACGAAUUCUCAAACCUCCCUGCCAAAUCAAAUUGAUCAAGCUCAAACUGUCAAACAAUUGCAUCCCCUGAUUGAAUUAAAACAUAAAGACUGUCCAAUUAAGUCAUGCAUUUGCCAAAGACAGGGUUCACUUGUAAAAAAAGAAAUGAGGAAUGCAGCAAGAAUACAAAGAACGAAAAAUAAUGUAGAAUUGUCAAAAAAUCUUCAAUCACUGUCUCUAAGUAAUGAAGGAAACUUACAGCCUCAUGAUAUGAAUAAUACCCCUUCAAAGGACUUUUCAAAUGAUCUGGAGGCACAAUAUGAUGUGUUUACAUUUUAUGACUAUUCUUACCUGCAAGGCCCUGAGCUUGAGUUAAAUAUGACUGUAACUCACUCACUUGAAGAAAAGGUGACUACUGAUGGGAAUGUGUCCUCUAAACCAAAUUCUGCUGAAUUUAUUUGUGAAAAUGGGCUAUCAGCUCCUGAUUCCAAGCCAGACUGUAUUACAUCCAAAAAAUGCCUGCCAGUAAAAUCAGGUGAUGCUAACGUUGAGACUUACUAUCGCAAAACAGACAAUGACAGACUAUCUCAAGAUAAUAUAAAUGAUUCAGGUUUUGCAUUUUUGUCUCCGAGGUCAUCAGUGGAAUCACUUUCAAUUGCUGGUGACAUAUUUCAGCUUGGAACUAACAAUCACAAAAAUGGUGAUCUCCAACGCAGUACUUCCUUAGAGAGCUGGGUUAUUCCAUAUAAAGUCACAGAGGAGCUACAUAGCAUUCAAGGAUCAGGGGAUAUUAUAGGUAGUGAUGCAGUUGGGGAGCUAAGUAAGAGGACGUUAGAUCUGUUGAAACGUCUAGAAAACAUCCAGAAUCCCAUGAGUCCAAAAAUGAAACGUAGUGUUUCUGAUAUCACAUUGCAGAGUAACUCUCUCAAAAUGUCAUGCACUGGCCAGCUCUCAUUUGAUGCUGCAUCAUCAGCAAAUGAAGAUUCUGCUGCUUCUCUCACAGAAUUAAGCAGCAGUGAUGAGCUUUCUUUGUGCUCUGAAGAUAUAAUUGUUCAUAAAAAUAAAAUUUCGGACUCUAAUGCAUCAUUCAAAAAACAGGUUAAGCACUCAGUGACUGAUGAAGCUGAUGUCAAUAUAAGCAUGAUUGUUAACGUGUCUUGUACAUCUGCUUGUACAGAUGAAGAAGACGAUAGUGAUUUGCUUUCCAGUUCAACCCUUACUCUAACUGAAGAGGAGCUAUGCAUUAAGGAUGAUGAUGACUCCAGCAUUGCUACAGAUGAUGAAAUUAAUGAAGAAAGUAAUCACAUUUUAGAUAGGAACUUUAUGAAGAAUGAAUUACACCACUGGAUUAAACCAAUUUUUUCUGUGACAAAGGAAAAGAAAAAAAUGCAUCCUGGAGAAAAGGAUCAAUGCAGGACUGAUUCAAAUAGUAUAAAGUUACCAACCUUCAAAAACAUUUCAACACUUUAUCCAUUUUUAAAGACUUCUGCAUUGAUGCAGUCUGAGUCCAAAGACUGUAAGAGCACAUCAUUCCAUCCAAAAGAAAGACACCACAAACAAAAUGGAGUGGAGACUCUCAGACACUCCUAUGGUGACCAUUUGAAAGAUGAUGUAGAGAAUGGUAAUGUGGAAAAAUCUCCAUUAAAAGACAAGAAAGAACUAAUUGAAGAGAUAGACAGUAAGAAAUUUCAGUAUUUUGAAAAGGAGCAUAAUACUAGCAAGACCCAUAAAUCAGGACGUUCAAAUGCUGAAUUAUUUAGUGGAACAUAUGAGCAGAAAGCAGAUGUUCCUUCUACACAGCACAUUCCAGUUCCCCAGACCCCCAUACAAUCUUCACAGAAAGAUAAAUGGCUUAUAUGUUUGGAAGACAAUGGGACUGCAAACCAACAUUUGUCAUCAUCUACUUUUAACAUCAAUGAGAAGCCUAUUUUCUCAGAGAAACUUGAAAAGAACUGUAAUGUUACAGUUUUAGGUGGGAACACAGCUUCUGCAAAUGAAGAUAAGAAACUUCAACAACAUGAAGAUUCCAGUGCAGAUUUAAUACUUAACUGCCGUGGUGAUGAAUAUAAUCUGACUAGUCAAGAAUCAUCUGAAAAAUGUUCAGCUCAUCUUAAAACAGAAAGCAGACUUUUGGAAGAAGCUGAUAAGGAUUAUAUAAAUGAUAUUUCAAAUUGUUCCUGUCAUUCUAGUGUUCCUCAUGGUGUUGAUGGUGAAGAAGAUAGUUCUGUUCAUAAUUUUGUGAUGGAAAUAAUUGAUAUGGCAUCAACAGCUCUUAAGAAUAUAUCUCAACAUGAUUCUGAAAUGAUGAAUCCAACUUCAGUGGCUCAGAUCAAGGAAAAAGUAUUGGAACAUUCCCACCGUCCUUUGCAGCUGCGAAAAGGAGACUUUUAUUCUUACCUGUCUAUAUCAUCACAUGACAGUGACUGUGGUGAGGUAAACACAUGCAUUGAUGAGAAAAGCAGCACACCUUUGCCUUUAGAUUUUAAUGAGAAGACCAGGUUAGAAAACAAUGAUGAAGAUGAUAACUUGUACAGUGAUGAUGUUGAAGAACAAUCUACCCCACACCGCUCUUGCUUAUUUAAUUCUACACUUCAAAAGGACAAGAUUUCAGAUGAUAAUCUAUAUCCUUUGACCAAACCUGAACCAUUUUUUGACAACAAUGCAUCGCAGUUGCCAAAUGGUAAACUGGACAUUAUGAUGUCAAAAGCUAUUCAUGUGACUCCAACUAACCAAAAUAAAUAUGGUGGAAAUCCAACAGGAACAAACAAAAUUACUGAAAGUUCAGAUACAUUCUUAGGAGUUUCUGAUCAAACACAUAACACACCUGAAGACAAUAAAUUUCAAUCGGUAGAGUGCCACUUUGAGAAGCCAAACGAUAAUUCUUUGCUGCCUAAAGCACAGACAGACAUUUCUAAGUGUUUGUCAGAUAAUGAGUCCUUUGUUGCUAGACCUAAAAUUGAAAUGCUUGAAACUGGUGACCCUCCAUUUAAGAGUGAGAGUGAUGAAAAUCAUAAGUCAGUAAAACAAUCCCAUGAAAUACAAAUGAAUCUGGUGAAGGACUCACAACCAAAUGACAGUCAUCUUGAAAAACCAGGAUUUCCAUGUGGAUUUCCUGUUUAUGAAAAUUACCAAAUUGAAGAUUGCAAAGUCAAACAGAACAUUUUCACGAAAGAAAAUAAUUAUGAUGGGGACUUCAACUUGUCUCAGAAAGAGAUCCCUAGAUCUCAAGAAUAUACAGCAGGGAAUUCCAGGACAACUCAAAGGAGCAAAACCACUGAUGCCAAAACUACAUCCUGUGUAUCCUACCACAGUGAACUUCCAAGCAACGCUCAUGCUGCAAGAACUGUACCCAAGAAAUCUGGCUGUAACCUUGCUCCAUUUUUGCCCACCUAUUCCCAAAGCAGCCUGUAAUUUAAUUGAACCAUCUUCUUCCUCACUGUCAUCGAAGACAAAUUCCUUCCAAAUGCGAGUUUUUCAAGCAGGUGUGGUAAUCUGGUUGCUUCUCUUGGUCCUGUGUAUGGCAGUUGCUCUCACUCCCUUGUUGGUAAUACCAACAGAUUGCAGCAAAGUCCGGUAUUUUUCUUCUUCAUGGACUCCUGUCCUAAGCUACCUCCACGGACCUCCUCCAUUCUGAUCUGCAGUUUAUAAUUGUCCUUCUACUUGUGGUGAAGGCAUUUUUUUGAUAUCUGAGAGAAUACGACAGAAAUUGCAAAGGUAUGAAGGUGUAAUUUUAUGUUAAUUCCUGUAAUGCAUUUCACACUUUGGCAUACUUGGGGUAAUGUUUGGAUUUUAUGGGAGAAUGCUGUUAUCUCAAAAAAAAACACUCAUUUGUCAGGACAUAAAUUCACCUUUCCAAAAAGUGAGCCUUGUUCCAUUAAAUAUGCUAAAGCCAAUAAAAGGAGACACAAAUAUAAUUUGAUAUUUAACUUGAAGUUAUGACAAGUGGCAUAAAAUUUAUAAACAGUUAAUUUGAAAUUUAUGUUUAGUCUUGAUUAUCAUACAUUGAUACAUUUAAAGUAGGUAAUGUUAAACCAAUACCACCAUAUAAUACAUAGAUCCAAUCUAUGCAAUCCUGAUAUGUAAAAAUCAACCUUAUUGUGCUGUGUAUUACGAUUAUCAGUAUGAUAUUGUCGAGUUUUGUCAUUCCGGCUUCUUAUGAUGGGGAAGAGAAGAAAUGUUUUAACAAUGUGUGCCUUGCUGUAUUUCUUACACCUUUUGUUAAAAAGCUGCUUUUCCCAGUUAAAAAAAAUGGCUUAAAGAGAUGUGGUAGCAAGGUUACGCUAUGUAUAAUUUCUGUACAUAUGUACAAGAAAAUGCUAAUCAUGUAUGAUGAUAUACAAUGCUUCUGUGUAUUGUGUUACUGUGUCCAGUGAUGUGGAAAAUAUUAAGCCUUAAGCUGUUAGAUUG
Molecule: messenger RNA, 8900 nt
Organism: Rhincodon typus (whale shark)
Lineage: Eukaryota; Metazoa; Chordata; Chondrichthyes; Orectolobiformes; Rhincodontidae
Gene: akap6
Product: A kinase (PRKA) anchor protein 6
Exons: 16
Coding region: 231-7904 (2557 amino acids)
Source: RefSeq, a predicted model, not a curated record